AUGUGCACGCUGGGAAAAGACUAUUCCGUCCCUUCUGAGUGCGAAAGGCACCCUCCAUCAAACGCAAGCGAAUUCGAGAGGUUGAAUCGCGAGCUCAUCGCUCCAUGGCCGAGCCACCAUGAACUUGAUCUCAUACGCGCUCUUCCAGUCGGUCUUUCCUCGCAUCUCCACUGUGGAGUGUGCAGGCCACAUUCCAGCUAUAUUGGGGAGGGCGCCCCACUAAUCACCGACGUGCUUCGCCUACCUCCGCUAGAAGCACAUCCAGUGCUUUUUGCGAGAAAGUUACUAGCUCUUGGCACCUUCCUCCAAGGUGCUCUCCCGACAGCAGUGAAGGCUAUGGAGACUCAAGGGUUCUUCCCACGACAAGUGAUGCAUCGCGUUGUUGACGUUGCUAUCAGCCUCGUCACGACGAAGGAUGAGCUUCUACGUUCUGUCGAAGCUAUCGAAUGCAUCAUGCUAGAAGCCUUGUACCACAACUACAGUGGCAAAUUGCAUAGAGCAUGGAUGACAACUCGUCGAGCCAUCAACGUGGCACAGUCAUUGGCACUUCACCACGGGUUUAAGUCACCAUCCGUCAAGGUGUUGGAACCCAAGACCCGCAAAGAUGUUAACCUUGAUCAUUUGGUCUUCCGCUUGGCCGAGAUGGACGGUUACCUUUCCGUCAUGCUGGGCUUGGAGCACUCCUCCCUGGACACUCGUCAUAUUACCUGCGAGAAAGCUUUGGCAGCAUGUGGCCCGGAAGACCGUAUGAAACGCAUACACUACAUUGUACAAGAGCGCAUCAUAGCACGCAAGGACUUCACAGUGGUUGAUCUUGCCCAAACAAAAGAGAUUGAUCAAGUACUUCGUAAAGCUGCAGCAGAGAUGUCGCCAGAGUGGUGGAUGACUCCCACUUUCGCGCUCGACCAUACCGACGAAACCAAAAUAAUGCAUGACAUGAUUCGCAUCAUGGAUCAAUUCGCUCACUACCAUCUUUUGACACGUCUCCAUCUUCCGUAUUUGUUAUUAAGCGAUCGUCGUUACGACUACAAUAAGGUCGUUGUCGUAAACAUAAGUCGAGAGCUUCUUAACCGUUUCCUAAGCUUUCGCGCGUCGAACCCGGCCCAUUACUACUGCCGGGGCUCUGACUUUUUGGCUUUCAUUGCAACAACGACUUUGUGUGUUGCCCAUAUCAAGAAUGGCGGCGAUACAACCGCACAACCUAUUGAAGCUGCAUCUCAUGGUACCGGCUUUGAGUUCCUGGCCCACAGUCGCCUGAGUGAUCGCGGCCUGAUGGAACGAACUUUGGAUGUUAUUGAAACCAUGCACGAUCCGGGUACAGAUGCUAUAGCUUCGAAGAUAUCUCGGAUUCUUCGAGAUCUACUUGCCAUUGAGUCUAGUGCAUCCGAUGGAAAGAUGUACAACGUCACAAAUUCCAAAGCCGACAUCGAAGACUUGGAGUGCGACGGAAGGUCCGUAGAUGAAGGCAAGGUGAUGCGAAUUCAUAUAUCUAACUUUGGGAGUAUUGAUUUCGUCAAGGGCACUGUUUUGAGGACGACCAAUCCUUCGCAGACAGGUACGCCAAAUGCCUUGUCUCCUUCAACUAGGUUUCCAACAGCCACUGGUCGACACUCAAAAUCACCAGAAUCAGAGUCCACAGAGCAUCAGAUUUCUUAUCCGCCGGAUCAGGUACCGGCGACAUUUGAUCCCGGAACCCCUACGUGGCAGGCUCCUAAUGAUUCGUCUUUGGACAUGACAUAUGAAGAUCAUAACCAGGCUGGACUUGAGUUUUCCUGGCCCGAGGGCGACAAUUGGGAUCUACAAGGAGUUGACAUUGCUCUUUUCGAUAGCCUUUUCAAUGGGUCUGUUCAGGUUGACGAGCAACCGGGAGUGGGCUGGAGUUUCUGA
Messenger RNA from Didymosphaeria variabile, 1887 nucleotides. RefSeq lists its product as uncharacterized. The transcript has 2 exons. The coding region runs from base 1 to 1887 and encodes 628 amino acids. The record is from RefSeq and is a predicted model, not a curated record. Lineage: Eukaryota; Fungi; Ascomycota; Dothideomycetes; Pleosporales; Didymosphaeriaceae.